Messenger RNA from Marmota monax (woodchuck), 1717 nucleotides. RefSeq names its product phospholipase D family member 4 (gene Pld4). The record is from RefSeq and is a predicted model, not a curated record. The transcript has 11 exons. Gene Ontology annotation, cellular component: trans-Golgi network membrane; endoplasmic reticulum; phagocytic vesicle. Gene Ontology annotation, biological process: hematopoietic progenitor cell differentiation; phagocytosis. Lineage: Eukaryota; Metazoa; Chordata; Mammalia; Rodentia; Sciuridae. Gene Ontology annotation, molecular function: catalytic activity. Bases 80 to 1621 code for a protein of 513 amino acids.
AGGCAGAAAAAAGAGGAAGUGGCCCGGAGGGAAGCAGUGGGCUGCCGAGGAGGCAGGAGGGCCUGCCCUGAGCCGGGGGAUGCAGUCUGUGACUGGAGCCCGGAUGGAUGCCAAGGCAGGGCCCCCAGAGCUGCUGGCUCCACUAUGCAGAACAGCAGAGGACCCCGAGUGGCCCUGCUCCAGACCACGCCGCAGCCCAUGCAGCAGAACCAGCACGGUGCUGGGGAUGCUGGCUGUGCUGGGGUUGGGCCUCGUGACUCUCACCUACCUCCUGUGGCAAGUGCCCCUUCCUCGCGCCUGGCACCAGCACCCCGAAGCAGUGUCCCCUGAGUCCUGGGAGGCCCUGGAAGGAGAGGCUGAGCAGCAGAGGGACUCCUGCCAGCUUGUCCUUGUGGAAAGCAUCCCUCAGGACCUGCCAUCUGCAGCUGGCAGCCCAUCCGCCCAGCCACUGGCCCAGGCCUGGCUGCAGCUGCUGGACACUGCCCAGGAGAGCAUCCAUGUGGCCUCAUACUACUGGUCCCUCACGGGGCCUGACAUCGGGGUCAAUGACUCGUCUUCCCAGCCGGGAGAGGCUAUUCUGCAGAAGCUGCAGCAGCUGCUGGACAAGGACAUCUCCCUGAUGGUGGCCACCAAUAGCCCAUCACUGACCAGGAAUUCCACCGACCUGCAGGUCCUGGCCGCCCACGGUGCCCAGGUGCGACAGGUGCCCAUGAGGCAGUUCACUGGGGGUGUCUUGCACUCCAAAUUCUGGGUUGUAGACGGGCGGCACAUCUACGUGGGCAGUGCCAACAUGGACUGGCGGUCCCUGACGCAGGUGAAGGAACUUGGAGCCAUUAUCUACAACUGCAGCCGCCUGGCCCAGGACCUGGAGAAAACUUUCCAGACGUACUGGGUACUGGGGGCACCCCAGGCUGUCCUCCCCAAAACCUGGCCUCAGAACUUCUCAUCCCACAUCAACCGCUUCCAGCCCCUCCGGUGCCACUUUGACGGAUUGCCCACCAUGGCCUACUUCUCGGCUUCGCCACCAGCCCUCUGCCCCAGAGGCCGCACCCAGGACCUGGAUGCAGUGCUGGCAGUGAUGGAGGGUGCCCGGGAGUUCAUCUUCGCCUCAGUGAUGGAGUACUUCCCCACCACGCGCUUCAGCCACCCUGCCAGGUACUGGCCAGUGCUGGACAAUGCACUGCGGGAAGCCGCCUUUGGCCGGCGUGUACGUGUGCGUCUGCUGGUCAGCUGUGGGCUCGGCACGGACCCCACCAUGUUCCCCUACCUGCGGUCCCUGCAGGCGAUCAGCAACCCCUCUGCUGGCAUCUCAGUGGACGUGAAAGUCUUCAUCGUGCCUGUGGGGAAUCACUCCAACAUCCCCUUCAGCCGGGUGAACCACAACAAAUUCCUGGUCACGGAGAAGGCAGCCUACAUAGGCACCUCCAACUGGUCGGAGGAUUACUUCAGCAGCACCUCGGGCGUGGGUCUGGUGGUCAGCCAGAGGGCCCCCGGUGCCCAGGCAGGGGUGCAGCCCGCACAGGAACAACUGCGGCGACUCUUUGAGCGUGACUGGAGUUCCCGCUAUGCUGUGGGCCUGGACGGACAAGCCCCAGGCCAGGACUGUGUCUGGCAGGGCUGAGGCCCAACCCCUUGGCUCCUGGUCCACAGCCCCCAGUGAACCCUGCUGUCCACCAGGCUGUUGAAGCUCAGAAAUUAUAAAUGCAAAAGAAUGUUA